AUGGUGGUCACUUCUGCACCGCCGGGCCAAAGAAAAAGUGAUGCAUUGGGCCUCUUUGCGACGGCCCACGACGGCGCGCGGCACUCGGACGCUGCAGCGCGGCAGUGGGGGAAAAGGGAGGCGCAAGGAGGCCGGACGAGAAUAGUCGGCCUGCGGGGCCCGCCUUCAAGCGGCGUCCGUGGGCGGCGGGGGAUCCGUCUGCAGGAACACGCGGCCGGGGUAGUGGGGAGAGAGCACGCAAAGAGCGCGUUGCCUGGACGGCCACUUGGGCGUGUUGCGGGACGUAUUUCCCUCGUGCCGGCGUCCACAGGCGCGUGGGGGGACGGCACUUGUGCGCUGGGCGUGCGCCGUGGGGAGAAAAAGGGAGGGAGGGUGGUGGUGGCGGAGCUGACGCCCGGAAGGGGAGAGUGCGACAGUGCGCGGCUGCGUCACGCGGCUGCUCUCCCGCGGCGCCGCAGACGGGCCUUAGAAGAGAAGGGCUGA
Molecule: messenger RNA, 483 nt
Organism: Trypanosoma conorhini
Lineage: Eukaryota; Euglenozoa; Kinetoplastea; Trypanosomatida; Trypanosomatidae
Exons: 1
Coding region: 1-483 (160 amino acids)
Source: RefSeq, a predicted model, not a curated record